Molecule: messenger RNA, 1513 nt
Organism: Lactuca sativa (garden lettuce)
Lineage: Eukaryota; Viridiplantae; Streptophyta; Magnoliopsida; Asterales; Asteraceae
Product: branched-chain amino acid aminotransferase 2, chloroplastic
Biological process (GO): branched-chain amino acid metabolic process
Cellular component (GO): chloroplast
Molecular function (GO): branched-chain-amino-acid:2-oxoglutarate transaminase activity
Source: RefSeq, a predicted model, not a curated record
UAAUUUUGUAAUAGGGCAGAUUAGUACUCUUGACGGUCAAAGACUCGCAGUAGUCACCGAGAGAGAGAGAGAGAUGGAGAGCGCCGCCUGCUUCUCAAACGCCACCACCGGUCGCCUUCCUCACCGAAACGCCGCCGAUGGCACCCUUCUAUCCCCAUUUCGGAAUCCUACUCAUCUCUUUUUGUCACGUACUCUCAAAAAGCUUCCAGUUCAGGUGCGCUUUCCUUGUCUAAGAACUGCUUUCGGCAGUCUGAAUGCAUCUGCUUCUGGAAUUGGCACGACAAUCAGCACUGAAAAAGAAUCGGUUGACCUUGAUUGGGAUUCACUUGGAUUUGGACUGGUGCAUACUGAUUAUAUGUACACCAUGAAAUGCUCGCGAGGUGAGAGUUUCUGUGAAGGGGAAUUAGUGCCCUUUGGGAACAUUGAGAUAAGCCCAUCAGCUGGAGUUCUUAACUAUGGACAGGGGUUAUUUGAAGGUCUGAAAGCAUAUCGGAAGGCAGAUGGUAAUAUUUUACUGUUUCGCCCUCAAGAAAAUGGGACAAGGAUGAUGAUGGGGGCGGAGCGAAUGUGCAUGCCUUCUCCUUCUGUUGCUCAGUUUGUUGAAGCCGUUAAGGCCACAGUUUUGGCAAAUGAAAGAUGGAUACCACCUCCUGGUAAAGGCUCGCUAUACAUAAGGCCAUUGCUUAUGGGAAGUGGAAGUGUACUUGGUCUUGCACCAGCUCCUGAGUAUACUUUUCUGAUUUAUGUUUCUCCUGUUGGUAACUAUUUCAAGGAAGGUUUGUCACCAAUAAACUUGAUUGUUGAGACCGAAAUGCAUCGAGCAACACCUGGGGGUACUGGAGGUGUAAAGACUAUAGGAAACUAUGCUGCGGUUCUUAAGGCUCAAAGUGCUGCAAAAGCGAAAGGAUAUUCUGAUGUUUUGUAUCUUGAUAGUGUGCACAAGAAGUAUUUGGAAGAGGUUUCCUCUUGUAAUGUGUUCGUUGUAAAGGGCAACAUUAUAUCUACUCCUGCCAUAAAAGGAACCAUCCUUCCUGGUAUUACACGAAAGAGCAUAAUCGAUGUGGCUCUUACCCAAGGAUUCCAGGUUGAGGAAAAAGCAGUGACUGUAGAUGAGUUGCUUGAUGCGGAUGAGGUUUUUUGUACUGGAACUGCAGUCGUCGUAUCCCCUGUUGGCAGCAUAACUUAUCUUGGCAAAAGUGUGUCGUAUGGGAGCAGUGGUGUAGGACUUGUGUCACAACAACUCUACACCGCACUGACCCAGCUACAGAUGGGUCUGACCGAGGACAAGAUGGGUUGGGUGGUGGAACUCAAGUGACUCCUUUCAUCUGUUUUUUUAUUUUUUAGCUUUCUGUCAUUAUCUGUAGUAGUGAAUGAAAGUAGAUGAUGCUCUUUGAUGGAUGUUGUACAAUUUUAAGUGUUUAUGUCUUGAAGAAGAAAGUAGGGAGAUAAGGAUGGUGAUGAUGAUGAUGAUGAUGAUGAUGAUGGCAACAAUGGAAACUCAAGUUUUGGCACA